CUGAAGGGUGUGCAAGAACAGUGAGAUUUAUAUUACUGAAUGUAUUGUUAACAAUUUGUUAUUUUGCAGACUUGCUCUCAGUUUUUAUUCUUGGCAGGUGAUUCUUCAUGAUAAUUUUUUGUAGAGGAACAUUUUUGAACUCAGAUUUAUGACAAGGACACAAGCAAAUUUAUAGCAUCCGUUGUGAUGAUACAAGGGAAGUAAGCAUAGAUGCGCUCAACGUGAUGAUAGAUGGGAGAGCUCGGCCUAUACUGCCAACUGAUCUGCAGCGGUGCAGAAGGAGAUUUCAAAAGCAGGGCAAGCGAGAGCGACUGUUCUAUUGAUGGUCAAAGGGAGGGCAUGGCAAGAGAGAUUGAGGGAGCUCUACUACCUCGAUCUUGGCAUAGAACCUGAUGGCAUCAUGCCCAGGAAACUUCCUUCUUCAGUAUGUAUGGGGAUUUAUAUGACACCAAAAGAGAAGUCCGGCGUGUUUCUUGGUUCUAUGGAACCCCUCGACCGGAAGCAAAUAGAUCACAUCGCAAGUUGCUUGCCCAAUAUAAUCGUGCCGCAAGUUACCAGCAUCGCGUGCUUAUACACCAUCGACUUUGCUGGAAAUCUAUCUGUCCGUGCUCCACCGUCUGUCGGAACUUCUUCUGCCCAUGCUACACCUGAGCUCAACACUGCAUCGCCCGGUUCGUUUGCUUGCUUCCUUUGCUUGGCUCAGGAAGGAGAAGGCCAGGACUAGCGACAAGAACCUAAG
Triticum aestivum (bread wheat) is the source of this 739-nucleotide messenger RNA. RefSeq lists its product as uncharacterized. The transcript is spliced from 4 exons. The record is from RefSeq and is a predicted model, not a curated record. The coding region runs from base 323 to 724 and encodes 133 amino acids. NCBI's taxonomy places the organism in Eukaryota, Viridiplantae, Streptophyta, Magnoliopsida, Poales, Poaceae.